AUGGACCAUUAUGCACUUCCUCUAACGGCCGAACAGACCUACCAGUACUCGGAUCUGCCUUCGCCUACGCAUACUCGCCUGUUAGAGCUCCAGCCUGCUAGCGACGUCACGACCGAACUGCGAUGCCACAUCCAUGUUGUUGAUCUGUACGACGUACAAACACCGUUGUACGAUGCGAUCUCGUACACGUGGGGAGGUGAAACGUUUUCACAGUCUCUCUUGGUUGAUCAUAAAGACGAACCGAGCCGGAUGCGCAUCACUGCAAAUCUAUUCGAUGCGCUCUGUAUGUUUAGGCGCCAGGACGCAUCACGAUUGCUCUGGGCCGAUGCUGUAUGCAUCAAUCAGAAAGACGAUGCUGAGAAGAGUAAGCACAUCACUUUGAUGACUGACAUCUAUCGGGUUGCUUCUACGGUACUUGUUUGGCUCGGAUACGACACAACAGCAGACCGAGCUGUCGCGCGCAUCGAUAGGCUUGCGCGCCUUGCGAAUUUACCAUCCAAAUCGCAUUCCAAGCCUCAUUUGGGCCCAUUGAGGUUCUGCCUCUCGAAUUUGGUGAACCUUCCCUGGUUUAGCCGACGCUGGAUCAUCCAGGAGGUUGUUUUGAACCCAAACGUUGUACUUCAUUGCGGCGCGGAACGAAUCCUCUUUGUGCGCUUAGGUCUGGUAGUGGAUGUUUUGGAUUCACAAUCCCAGACAGCCUCCGAAAACACUAGGCAAUUGCGUGCUGUUGUCGCUAUGUUUCGCCUCUGGAGAAGGUGGGCGUUGAGAGAAAAUAAGCCCCAGAGCGAGACACGUUUGCAAAGACUGAUUGAGCAUUUCGACCAUUUCGAGUGCUUCGAUAGUAGAGAUCGACUUUUCACAUUGGCUGCCUUGGCUGGCGACGUGAGACUCCAUACUGAUACGAAACACUCAUCUCGCGGUUCUGAAUACCUUCACAUUAUAGUGGACUACGAGAGCCCUCUCGAAGACAUUUACACGAUGGCAGCCAGAAUGAUACUGAAUUAUAAUCAAUUCGCAUGGAUUCUCGAUCAAGCCAUGAUGCGCAGUUAUCAAAAUAACGACGGCAUUUUGCCUUCGUGGGUCCCAGACUGGCGCACCCCGCGCCAGGGUAACGCUUUACUUUGUGAACAUGUUUCUACUUCCGUUAGAAAGCCAAUGUACGAAACAGACGCAAAUCAUGACCCCACUCUCGUCCGGUUACACGAAGAGCCUCAAAUCCGGGAUCUCGCUAACACAGGCGAGUAUCUUCUCAGAGCGAAUUUCUCGUACGUGGAGCACUGGGUACCUUAUCUGCACUCCGCCCCCGAUAACUGGGACAGGCCUGGUAACGCAUCAACCCUUGUGCGGAUCUGCAGUGAGAAUCAAUUCGAAAAUUUCAAAUAUUUGUCCAACAAUGCAACAAGUUCCACAAUUACAUCACGGGUAGACAACAACAGUUUCGCACCGUUGGUCAUCAAGUGGAAAAGCACAGACUUCCCGAGUUCAGCGGCUCACUCCGAUAUUCUCACUUGGAUCGAUUCGACAAUUUCUAGCAUACGGGAUCGAUAUCUCGUUGCACUAGGCUUCGGCAAUGAAACAGCCACACCAGCUAACACAAGGCUCCAUCAAAGCACUUGGGACGCAUGGAUCGAUCGUUUUGUCUGGGUAAUCACUGCUGGCGGGAAGUUCUUCGACCAUUUAAGCGUCACACACCAGCAAGAUCUGGCUGCAUUAUGUGAAUCAUCAAAGGAAGAGUGGUCUUACCCGAGGAAGCAUCGACCCGCUUGUACUGAGCAAGGAGAUAUUGACAUCCUCACAGAAUACGAGCAGAGAGUGAAGCCAAAGGUCGACUGGUGGAAAGUAAGCAGUAUUCUACGCAAACGUCUUCGUGCGGAUGCAGCGGAAAUGCCCCUGCAUCCCUUGACGAGUUUGAUCGCCUUCACAAUGGAGGGCCGCUGCCUUUUCGCGUGCGACACAAUCGAAUCAUCUCUAGAUAUGCUUGCCCCAGAAAUCAUGGGCAUAGGUGGCAUCGCGGUCAUCGAAGGCUGCAGAAUCAUGUCGCUACCUAGCUUGAAGGGUUCCACACUAUGGGCGAGAUCACUAGUCGUAAGACCAGUCGUUGCAAACUCUCAAGAAGCUCUAAGCCAAGCUAUCGACCGGACUGUAGAUCUGACUGAAUUGGACAGGCAACGGAUAGGCUCACCGCCAGUGUACAAGCUCAUAUCGAGCUGCUAUAUGAGUACGACGCGCUGGGUAUCGCCUCUAAGAGGGCUGUACGAACCAAAAUGGAAUAUACGACAGUGUCAGCAUAGGGACUGGGGUGCGAAGUAUCAUGUGGAUGGUCCAGUCGAUCGAAGGAAUUCGGCCUCGCGCUUAUUCAACAUCAUUUUGAUAUGA
Messenger RNA from Didymosphaeria variabile, 2376 nucleotides. RefSeq lists its product as uncharacterized. The transcript has a single exon. NCBI's taxonomy places the organism in Eukaryota, Fungi, Ascomycota, Dothideomycetes, Pleosporales, Didymosphaeriaceae. The record is from RefSeq and is a predicted model, not a curated record. Bases 1 to 2376 code for a protein of 791 amino acids.